GCGGCUCUUCUACACUUUUCUACACUGUUAUACACUUUGUCGUUAAUUUUGAAAAGCAAUCUCAGCAAACUUCAGGGCAGUCAGUGACAGUUUUGUGAGUUAUUUAAAAACAAGUGUGAAUUUCCUAUUUUUGUGAAAAUCUCGCUAAAAAGACGGAAAAUAAAUUUAAAAGUGAAGUAAAACUUAUGAAAAAUGUUCAGUAAGAAGAAGCCAAGUGGGGCUCAAGGCAAAGAACGGCGAGAUCUGUCUCAGUAUGGCCUAUUUGAUAUUCCUGAUGAUUUGACGAUGGGAGGCAAUGAUAAUGCUGCACUGAGUGGUGACAGUGACCUCGAAGCUGAAUUGGCGGCAAUAACAGGUGGCGGGGGCAAAAAGAAGCUGAAGACAAAGUCGAGAACACCUGCCCAAGUGCCUCUCGGAGACCUGGAUGCAAUGGUGGCUGAAAGCCUCAAGGAUGUCGACACAGAUGUAGACAGUGACGAUGAAAACGAUCCCAAUCUUCUGAGUGAAUUGGGAGAGCUGACGGGAGAUUCUUUCGUUCCCGAGGCACCAGAGCCAACAGAGGAAGUCUUCGAGCCUACAUCGAGCUCUGUCAAUGUGCAGGAGAUCAUAAAGCAACGAAUUGAGAUGUACACAAUUGCAGAGAAGAAUGCAAAGGAUGCUGGGGAAUCUGGAAAAGCCAGAAGAUUUGCCAGAGGUCUAAAGACCCUCAAGGAUCUUCAGAAAUCCGCCAAUGCUGGGAAAACUAUUCCUAUGGAGGACAUUCCUCCAGAAGUCAGCAUAAAACCUCUAAAAAGUUCAACGGAGGAGCCAGAAACUGCUCCAGUAACUCCCUCCAGAGCUGCUCCAGCUCCUCCAGUGUCCCCUCCAGCAUACGCUCCAGCUCCAGAAGACACCAAAAACAAAUCAGCCAUGGAUGCGCUGAAUGAGCGAAAGAAUGAAUACAAAACCGCUGCUUUGGCUGCAAAGAAAAAUGGAGAUACAGCUACUGCCCUGAAACUCGUGAGGAUCAUCAAGCAGUUCGAUGUGGUGAUUAAGGCUGUUGAGGAUGGGCAGGAAGUUGAUCUCAAUGAGAUGCCACCGCAUCCUUGGGAACUGGAUCCUGCCAUGCUGGAUUCAGCCACACAGGAAGCGCCGCAAGAGGCACCAAAGGAGUCUCCUAAGCGUGAAGAGGCAGAAACUCAGAAUAAACCAGAUGCAGCAGCCCCAGAGGAGUCUCUGAUUGUGGCUGAGACUGUGGAAGAGGCACUGCGGCAGCGAUUGGAGAAGUACAAGUCAGUCGAGCAGGCAGCCAAGGAUGAGGGAAAUUCCAGCAAAGCACGUCGUUUUGGGCGAAUUGUGAAGCAGUAUGAAGAUGCAAUGAAGCUCCAUCGAGCUGGAAAACCUGUGCCGUUCGAUGAGCUUCCGACGCCGCCGGGAUUUGGUCCUAUUCCAGUGAAUGCGGGAGCGGCACCAGCGCCACCAGCAGCGGUUCCGAAGGCCGAGGAGAAGGCUGAGGAAGUGACAAAGCCUGCACCUCGACCCAAGCCACCGCUGAGGAAGCAGCAAUCAACACGGGUCAGUGGGAAUUUGAUGAAUACUUCGGUGAUGGAUAAACAGGUGGCGGAAUUGCUGAGGCGCCAGAAGGAGUUCAAGGAUGCUGCCAUAUCGGCCAAGAAGGCAGGAGAAAUUGAGCAGGCCAAGGAGUAUCUCAAGAUUUUCAAGGGUUUUGAGAAUCUCAUAGAUACAGCCAGAGGUGGAUUUCCUGUGGACAUGGCAACACUGCCCAUACCUCCUGGACAACGUGCUGCACUGGAGGAUUCAUUUGCCUUUGUCACAGAGUCCGAUUGUCAGGAUUCAGAAGUGGGUGACAUCUUCAAGCGCCUGGAGGAGCAAUUGCAGCAUCAGCUGUCCAUGUGCCGAGUAACGCGGGAACAUCAUAAGAAUAUGGGAGAUGUAGCUGGAACAAAUAGAUUUGAGAAUCUCGCCCUGACCGUGCAGAAGGAUCUGGAUGUGGUGCGUCUGGCGCAUCGGAAGCAACUUGAACUACCCAAGUUCCACUAUGAGCAGCGCAGCUUCAACAUUGUCAUGUGCAACACAGAUCUCACGGACAAUGAAGUUGAGAUCACUGUUGUACGGGGUAUCAACUACAAUGUGCCCAAUCCCAAAGAUGUGGACACCUAUGUCAAGCUGGAAUUCCCAUAUCCUCAGGAUGAUCAUACAAAGAGCAAGACGCAGCUGGUAAAAAACACCGACAAUCCUGACUACGACUACAAGUUCAAGAUGGAAAUGGUCAGGAGCAACAAGCAAUGCCAGAGGGUCUUCAAAAGGCACUCUCUAAAGCUGGAAGUCUAUGCUGAUCGAUGCUGCUGGGCGGGUUGUCACUGUUUGCCUCUUUGUUGUUUCAGUGGUUUCUUCCGGUCGGAUCAGUUAAUUGGGACUGUCAAUGUUAAACUUCAGCCUUUGGAGACUUCCUGUGAGAUUCAUGACUCCUUCGAGUUGAUGGAUGGCAGGAAAAAAGCUGGUGGAAAACUAGAGGUUCACAUUCGUAUCCGAAAUCCAAUUCUCACGAAGGAAGUUAAGAAAAUCGACGAGAAGUGGCUCGUAAUUGACACAUAAAAGUGAAAAAACUUAUUUAUUACGUUUUUUUCUAUAAUUAUAUUUUUACUCUGACCUUUUCAUAAAACAGUUUCUGUUAUUAACAGAGUAAACAAAAAAAGAAAACAGAAGUUGUGUAAAAUACUGUGAAAGCUUUGAGAUUGUCCCAGAAAAUGAGAGUGAAAAAGGUAUUUUUUCUUUGGAUGUAUGCCUGUAUUUUUGUUGUUCUCUCUCCAUAAUUUUAAAUGCCUCAGAAAGAUAAAGAAAAAAAACAAAUAAAAGAUUUGUGAUAAAGCAAUUUUGUUGGGCGAUAGAGAUGGAAGAGAAUUAAAUCAAUAAAUUAAUACACAAAUUA
Molecule: messenger RNA, 2929 nt
Organism: Phlebotomus papatasi
Lineage: Eukaryota; Metazoa; Arthropoda; Insecta; Diptera; Psychodidae
Gene: l(2)gd1
Product: coiled-coil and C2 domain-containing protein 1-like
Exons: 5
Coding region: 193-2595 (800 amino acids)
Biological process (GO): regulation of transcription by RNA polymerase II
Cellular component (GO): nucleus
Molecular function (GO): RNA polymerase II cis-regulatory region sequence-specific DNA binding; DNA-binding transcription repressor activity, RNA polymerase II-specific
Source: RefSeq, a predicted model, not a curated record